Molecule: messenger RNA, 4127 nt
Organism: Salarias fasciatus (jewelled blenny)
Lineage: Eukaryota; Metazoa; Chordata; Actinopteri; Blenniiformes; Blenniidae
Product: serine/threonine-protein phosphatase 2B catalytic subunit alpha isoform-like
Exons: 13
Coding region: 371-1876 (501 amino acids)
Biological process (GO): calcineurin-mediated signaling
Molecular function (GO): calmodulin-dependent protein phosphatase activity
Source: RefSeq, a predicted model, not a curated record
AAAAAAAAAAAAAAAAACAGAAUUCUGGAUCCCAGCAUGCCACCACAGCAGCUCGGUAUCCGCCUCUCCUCCCCCAAAGUCACCGCAGGCGCAGCAGCAGGCUUCCCCCGUCCGGGCGCGCGCGGAGGAGACUCCACCGAGUGAUGCCACUGCUGCGGCGACACAAGCACCCAGCCGCCGCGCACACUGUCGACGCCCGCCGGAGGACCCGACAGGACCACAUCGGCCCUUGACGGAAGAGAGGAGAGCCUCCCCUCCCUCCCUCCCUCCCUCCCUCCCCGGUCCCCCCCACCCCUGUCCUCACCCCCCCCUCCCUCACCCCCCUCCUCCCCCCUCCUCCAGCGGCUCUUGAUCCCGUCCCGACUUCAGGAUGUCCGACAGCAACGCAAGUCCCGCCGACCGGGUGAUCAAAUCGGUCCCCUUCCCCCUGGCCCACCGGCUCACCAUGAAGGAGGUGUUCGACGCCGAGGGCCGGCCGCGGGUGGACCUGCUCAAGGCCCACCUGACCAAGGAGGGCCGGCUGGAGGAGGCGGUGGCGCUGCGCAUCAUCGACGAGGGCGCCGCCAUCCUGCGCCAGGAGCGCACCAUGCUGGACAUCGAGGCGCCGGUCACGGUGUGUGGCGACAUCCACGGCCAGUUCUUCGACCUGAUGAAGCUGUUUGAAGUGGGCGGCUCUCCUGCCAACACGCGCUACCUCUUCCUGGGGGACUACGUGGACAGGGGCUACUUCAGCAUCGAGUGCGUGUUGUACCUGUGGUCACUGAAAAUCCUCUACCCAAAGACGCUCUUUCUUCUACGGGGAAACCAUGAAUGUAGACAUCUGACAGAAUAUUUCACCUUCAAACAAGAAUGUAAGAUCAAGUACUCGGAGCAGGUGUACGACUCCUGCAUGGAGGCGUUUGAUUGCCUGCCCCUGGCAGCCCUGAUGAACCAGCAGUUCCUGUGUGUGCAUGGGGGGCUUUCACCAGAGAUACACACACUGGACGACAUCAAGAAGUUGGACCGGUUCAAGGAGCCCCCAGCGUUCGGGCCCAUGUGCGACCUGCUGUGGGCCGACCCCCUGGAAGACUUUGGCAACGAGAAGACCCAGGAGUACUUUGGCCACAACACAGUCAGAGGGUGCUCGUACUUCUACAGUUACCCAGCGGUGUGCGAGUUCCUCCAGACCAACAACCUGCUGUCAAUCAUCAGAGCACAUGAAGCACAGGAUGCUGGGUACCGUAUGUACAGGAAGAGUCAGACCACCGGGUUCCCCUCCCUCAUCACCAUAUUCUCUGCUCCAAACUACCUGGACGUCUACAACAACAAAGCGGCGGUGCUAAAAUAUGAGAACAAUGUGAUGAACAUCCGUCAGUUCAACUGCUCUCCUCACCCGUACUGGCUGCCCAACUUCAUGGACGUCUUCACGUGGUCACUGCCGUUUGUGGGAGAAAAAGUGACUGAGAUGCUGGUCAACGUCCUGAGCAUCUGCUCCGACGACGAACUCAUGAACGACGGAGACGAGAUCUACGACGCCAGCGCGGCGGCAGCCAGGAAAGAGGUGAUCAAAAACAAGAUCCGAGCCAUUGGAAAGAUGGCCAAAAUGUUCUCCGUUCUACGAGAGGAGAGUGAGAACGUCCUGACCCUGAAGGGCCUGACCCCGACCGGCAUGCUGCCCAGCGGAGUGCUGUCCGGGGGCAAGCAGACGCUGCAGAGUGCCAUCCGAGGCUUCUCCCCGCAGCAUCGGAUCAGCAGCUUCGAGGAGGCCAAAGGUCUGGACCGGAUCAACGAGAGGAUGCCGCCGCGGCGCGACGCCGUCAACAGCGUGGGCCUGUCCAUGGGCCGCAUGAACAUGGGGGAGCCCAACGGGACCGACAGCAACAGCAAUAUCCAGUGAUGGACACACACACCCCCAACAUGGACACACACACACUCACACACACACACACACACACACACACACACCUGCAGGUCCAGCACUGAUCCGGUACCAUAUUUAUAGAUACCUGUACAUAGGCAUAUAUACACCAGGAAGACGCAGCACACUAAAAUCAAGUAUUUCUGACACUGAAUAGAUGACAUGACACACACACACACACACACACACACACACACAUACAUAUGAUUACCUAGCCCUUUCCUGUUGCCCUCAGCUGUUGUGUAAAGGCAUGAGAGUUCCCGGACUUUACCACCGAAGGCCGAACCCGACAGGCCUGAUCCUGCGCCGCAGCAGGGAGAGAAGCUCCGCCCCCCCCAGCAGGAAGGAGCGGGGGGGGCUGCUGGGGAUCAGCAGGGGGGUUGUGUGUUGUUUGGUAGGGAGGGAGCACACACCUGUCUGUGGGUGUGUGUGUGAGUGUGUAGAGGUCAAAGGGGAGGGGAGCUGGUGGGGGGGGGGGGGGCAAUCAGGGGAAUUUAAGACAUUUUUGCUGGUUCUAUUUUUUCCUGUUUGCGUCUCAAAGCAGGAGGCAGAACCAAACUUCAGCUUGGUUAGUUUUCAGGAGUCGUGGAUUUGCCUGUCUGGAAUGUGUGUGCGUGUGUGUGUGUGUGCGUGCACGCAGGUAUAUUUCAGAAAAAAAAAGAAAAGAGAAGAAGCAGGUGUGUUUGGGGUAAAGCCGUGCGGCUGUUGUUGGUGGAGAUAUUCUGACCUCCGGUCAUCCUUCUUCUUCUCUGGAGGAGAUUCCCGUCUGUAGCAGCACACGGACGCAGGACCCCCCCCACAACACACACACACACACACACACACACACACACACACACACAGACACACACCUGUCCUCAGAUCAGGCUGCAGGCGCUCCAGAGCCUCUCCCCUCCUGCUGCGUGUAAAUAGGACAUGAGGAGGUUUCGGUGCAUAUCUGACGCAUUCGACAUGCGAGAUGCGGCGUAGCGGGACGUUGGAGUGCGUGAGGGAGCCGGGGAGCUGGGGGAAGGUGGGGGGGAGUUAAAAAUGUGAAGUCAUGUCCAUUCUCUUUCUACAUCCUGCUGUUGUGGCGGCGUGGCGGCCGGGAGGCGGCGAGCCUCUCUGGCCUCAAACUAAAGGCAGCAAACGGCGUCACUCAGAGGAAACGGACUCUGCCGAGGAAGGCGACAAGAAGUGCGAAGAAAAAAGGUCUUUGUAAAGCAUUUAUAUUAACGCAUCAGUGCAUGCAGAGUUAAGUUCUUUGAUAAUAAUGUGAAGAUUAUAUUUGUGCUCUGUGUUUCACUAUGGUAGGAACUUUUUUCUUCUUGUUUUUCUGGCUAAUAUAAAUGAACUGAGGUAUAACGAAUCACUUAUUUUGUACAUAAUGUUGAUUUUAUUUAUUUUUUGUAUUCAUUUUGUGUUAUAUUUUGUUUCUUUUCUUUUUUUUUUGUCACUUUUGGUUCGUUUCUUUUUCACGGCCUGUGUUUCCGGUUCCUUUCUCGACGCUGUACAGACUGACGGUACGCUUCUAUUGGAAAAGUGUCAGGUCCACGUUCUCUCCUCCUCCUCCUCCUCCUCCUCUUCUUCGUCGGUGUACAGGAGUUGUUUUUAAACGAUAAAUAUGAAUAACGGUAAAACAAUUAUUAAACUAGCAUUGAUGAAUGACCAUCCUAUAUACCAGAGGCACAGGCGUUCAGGCAGCCAGAAGCAUGAUUGCAUGGUUACAAUUUGCGCUGUUCGAGGCAAAAAGCAGCAGACACAUUUUACCAGAAGAGCCCGUGUGUUGCCGUCACAAUUUAAAGGUUAAAAAAAAAGUGUACUCUCUCUCUGAUCAUUAUUCUUGAUGAUUCCUCUUGUUAUUUGAUGAUAUUUAUGAUUCUAUGAUUAUUAUGAUUCUAUUUAUUAUGGACAUUCUUCUUAAUAUUUAAGCUCUCUCUCUCUGCUGGUUGCUCUUCAUGUUGCGUUGCUCCUUGGUUGAUCUUGUGCUUCUUUGGGAGAGGUGAACCCCCCCGGGAGACCCUGUGCCAUAGAAAUUGUGCCACGGUUCUGACUUUCUGUCUCUCUUCUCUUUUCUCUCUCUCUCUCUCUCUCUCUCUCUCUCUCUCUCUCUCUCUCUCUCUCUCUCUUCUUUUCUGUCUCUCUCUCUCUGCUCCCGUUCUGUUUUGACUCCCCAGUCACUAACACUGUAAGCAUGCCCCAUGGGACGAUCCACUUUUUUACUCUUGAAUAAAAUAUGCAUGAACCUUUA